Penicillium atrosanguineum is the source of this 1566-nucleotide messenger RNA. Its product is annotated as putative MFS transporter. Gene Ontology annotation, molecular function: transmembrane transporter activity. The transcript has 7 exons. Gene Ontology annotation, biological process: transmembrane transport. The record is from RefSeq and is a predicted model, not a curated record. Bases 1 to 1566 code for a protein of 521 amino acids. Lineage: Eukaryota; Fungi; Ascomycota; Eurotiomycetes; Eurotiales; Aspergillaceae. Gene Ontology annotation, cellular component: membrane.
AUGAUCCAGGUGGACAGUAUUGCCAGUGUCGGUACCACCCCUGACUCCGAUAAGGACGUCGCGUUGGCAAUGGUCAGCGAUGUCGCCCAGGAAAUCGAUCCAGUCGUCGCGAAAAGAGUGCUCCAAAAAAUCGAUCUCUAUUUCAUGCCCGCUAUGUUAAUCGGUUACGGCAUGGUGUACUAUGACAAGGCUAUUCUAGGAAGUGCAUCCCUCUUUGGCAUGACCACCGAUCUGGCUUUAGAAGUGAUCGAUCAUUCUACAUCUCCAGCCACAGUCGAUACCUCUCGUCUCAGCUGGGCAACGUCAAUUUUCUAUUUUGGAAUGCUGGCGGGGCUUUACCCAAUGACUUUCAUCUUACAAAGAUUUAACAUUCGAUGUGUUCUUGGUCCCGUAGUUCUGCUAUGGGCCCUUGUCUGUGCCGCGACUGCUGGCGUGUCAUCCUGGCGAGGGCUAUUUGUUCAGCGUUUUUUCCUUGGUUUUAUUGAAAGUGUCAUUCCGACAAGCUUCAUGACAAUUGUCGGCAGCUACUACACGCAAGAAGAGCAAGCUCUUCGACAAGCUUGGUGGUUCUCCGGAACAGGCUGGUUCACCAUCAUUGGUGGAGCACUGAACUAUGGCUUCGGCCAGAUAACGUCCGGUUCUUUGGCCAGAUGGCAGUACAUCUAUAUUCUUGCUGGCGCUUUGACGUUUUUAUUCGGUCUCUGGUGCUGUGCAAUGCCCAACUCGCCGGUGUCCGCAUGGUUUUUGACCCCGGCGGAAAGAGUGAUCGCCGUGGAGCGACUGCGAAAGGGACAAACUGGCAUCCGUUGCCAGAAAAUCAAGUUUGAUCAAAUCAAAGAGUCCUCAUUGGAUGUCAAGAUUUACCUGGUAGCCGUCAUGAUGGCGUCAGCGUACACCAUUAACGGAGCUAUUUCUGGCUUUGGGCCACUGAUCGUUUCCACAUUUGGCUAUGAGACCCUAGACUCUAUUCUAUUUCAAUUCCCCGUCGGUGCAGUUUGUGUUAUCUUCAUCCCUCUAUGCGGAUACAUUCCAACCGUGAUCCCCAACACACGCAUUCCCAUGUUGAUUGUGUGCUGCUUGCCAGUUAUUGCCGGCUGUGUAAUGAUUUGGAAGUCACAAUGGGGCUAUCAGCCCGCUACUCCAGUCGUCGGCUAUGCUCUUACGGGUUUCUUCGGACCUGUGGUCAGCCUGAUCAUUACAGUCGGAGCUAGCAACGUGGCAGGAGCCACCAAGAAAACCGUUAUGGCUGCCACGGUCUUUGUCGCUUAUACUGUUGGAAACAUUAUCGGACCUCAGCUGAUCAAGAGCGAGACCAAGGCCCAACACUAUCCAGAACUAUGGACAGGCUUGAUCAUCUGCUAUUGCAUCACCAUUCUCGCGGCCAUUACUUUAUACCUGGUGCUCUGGAGGGAAAAUCGCUCAAGAAGUACAUUGGAGUUGGAUGAAAUACAGCGUGACAAGAUCGCCUUCGAUGACCUUACCGACAAGCAGAAUCCGUUCUUUCGUAGGGGCAAGACCCUGAACAUAUCGGGCCCCCAAACGCCUUGGAUUUUGUCGAUUGUAUAA